AGAUAGAGCGGCAAAAAAGGAGGACACCAGGGACGUUGAUUUCGCUUCACUCGUGGCCUUGCUGCGAAGAUGAAGAGAGUGGCGGCGCUGUUUCUACUGCUGUGGGUCAACUUUGAAGCAUACUCCGGAAGCGUGGCCUCAGUUGUACAUCUAACCAAUGGCGCACGCUCAAGACUAUACAGGAGGGAAGUUUACGACAGCCCCACCAGCACGUUACAGAUCUCUGGUCUUGAGGCGACGGUUCACGGUGGCAAUCGAGCAACUGUCAAGUGGGAGAAUGCGACGGGCCCCGUCACUGGCUACAAUAUGACAGUUUGCCUUGUGACGGAUUCGCCCAGAUGCGAGUCAGUGAAAAGUCAAAAGACAAACUAUGUACUUCAUCACCUGGCGUCUGGUACAACCUACCAGGUCGACGUCCACGCAUACGUCGAAGAAGGUGGCGACACCACGAAGGGCCGAAGCGAAAGAAUCUUUUUCACGACAACGAAACUCCCAACCGUGGAGCAGCUGGAAGCUACACCGCUGGGAUCCACAUCAGUUGAACUCAAAUGGUUACCCAGUCAAGAUGCCGUAUCGCACUUUGACAUCGACGCCUGCCCCUCGGACGGAGGGGCCUGCGUUCACGCUUACACACCCAAUGUGACCCACAUCUUAGAAGGCCUGACGCCGGACACGACCUACAAGAUAGAAGUCCGUAGCGCCGUGGAAGAAGAAAAGGAGCUAUCAUUUGGUCCUGCGUCUGCUGUCUCCGCUACUACAACUCUGCUACCUGCCAUUACUGACGUCGUUGUCAGGGCGACUUGCGACAGUUUCAUCGUCGCAUCAUGGAACUACUCUGUCGAAGGCAUCACUGGCUUCCUGCUGAACCUGUGCGCAGAAGGCCAGAGCUGCAUAACGCGGUCGGUCGACAAAGACGACCGGGAGCACACGUUUAGAGUGGACGCCAUACUUCGUUCAUACACGCUGUCUAUAGAGGCGUACCUGUGGAAAGGGAACGCCAAACGCUCAAGCCCUGCCGUCAAUGAGUCGGUCACUUCAUUUCCCGAAGUUCCCAGGCUGGAUAGAUUCGAAGUCGAGGCAAUCUCGCCCAGCCAAAUCAGGGCCAAGUGGUCGAACAGCUUCGACGUUGAUGUCCGUAUACAAGUCUGUGUGGCUCAGUCGGCAAGGAAGAACUGCGUUAACUACGCAGCGCACGGCACACAGCUGGGUUACACUGUCAGUGGACUGUCACCCAGUACCAAGUACACCGUAGAAGCGAGCACAGCCAUCACUCUUGGCGUAGACACGUGCCUUGGGCUUGGCUCUACGAGAGAAGUGACCACGCUUACAGAAGCUCUAUGUAGGUAUGACGACGAGCUGAAGCAAACAAUCAGGGAGAUCUCCGACAACGUGAGAGCGUUGGCUCGACGGCGAAACAGGGCGGGCGCGAAUAGGAAAGACGACGCCAUUGGCGCGAAAUGCGAACUCAUAGAGGCCAAGUUGAGGACGUUGCCAGAGAAGGACCUGAACGACUGCUUCGAUGACAUUGACAACCUCAUAGAGACCUACAAGAGAAAAACAGCCGACCUCAGCUCACAAUAGACUUGAUUUCAUCGCAUCUCCACAACCGUUUUUUUUUCUCUAUUAUGUAUGUCAUAAACGCUUGUUUUA
Messenger RNA from Dermacentor silvarum, 1650 nucleotides. Its product is annotated as collagen alpha-1(XII) chain-like. The record is from RefSeq and is a predicted model, not a curated record. Gene Ontology annotation, molecular function: protein binding. NCBI's taxonomy places the organism in Eukaryota, Metazoa, Arthropoda, Arachnida, Ixodida, Ixodidae. The coding region runs from base 70 to 1581 and encodes 503 amino acids. The transcript has 7 exons.